ACUAUUUGCAGGACAGCGGUAGUAAACAUGGCGUUGUAGUCUGCGCUUCAUAAUAAAAAUAUUUAUCUUAUUUAAAGUUUUCGUAACCAAUAAAAAUGCUGUGGUGAAAAUUUAUUUCUGACAUUGCCGCUGCUUCAAACAGAUUGCGAGAAUGGGGACCGAAGUGCAAGUGGCCAAUAUUUUGAAUGACUUCAUGCGGACUGAGGCACUAGAGGAGGGCUUGAGCUGCUUCCUAGUUCAAAGACCAGAAACAGACAGAAUGGUUUCUUUGAAAAGUGAACUGAGUGGUAUUCUUUCUGGGCUUCCUCAAAAAGAUCAAGAGGCAGGAGUCAAGCAAUACUUAAGCAUUGCUUCAGUAAUGACAAACUCUACCCGGCUUCAGCUUUUGUUGAAGGUUCUUCACGAUCUUGUUCAGAAAAAAGUACUCCAAGCUCUGGUGGUAUGUGACUGCAUCUUGAGCUCUGAGAAACUUACCUACAAAAACAGUGUCUUCUGGAUUGAAAGUUUUAAUCUGAUCAGAAAAAUUGUUGGGAGUGUUGAUUACAAGGGAAUUCGAGAUGUCAUGAAAAUAUGCCGAGAGAAAUUUGGGACAUUACCUGUCAGACUGACCCCUUCAGUCAUGCCACAAGUGAAAGCUUUGGAGAGCGUUCUGGAACUCCUAUUUGAUCGCAGUGCCUGUUUGUUGCCAGCUUACCUUUUGCUCAAUGAAGUUAUUAAAGUUUAUCCAGAUGGGAAGAACUGCCCUCACUGGAAACUAGCUCCACUUAUGUCUAAUUUGAUAGAGACUUUCAGACCAACAGCACAGAUGAUUUCCAUCAUUGGUCAAUGGAAAAUGUUACCUGUCGUCCCUGGUGUGGCUGUUUCAGAGCAGUAUGCUCUCCCAUGGAAGUUAGAUUCAACCACCUUGAAACUACCUCUGAUGGGAUUGCUUCCAUAUGAUCCUCAUUUACUUGAGCCACAGACUGCACUUUUGCAUCGAGUCUUGGACCAACCAUAUAGCAGAGACAUGGUGUGCACAAUGCUGGGGUUACAACGUCAGAAGCAACGCUGUGUGGCUCUGGAAAAUCAACUUGUUGAGUUAAUCAUGGUGUCUAUGGAAAGAACAGAGACUGAAAUUCAUGCAGAGGAAGGCUCUCAUUGGAAAUGGCUUCACUUGUCUUCACAAAUUAUAUUUUUUGUCUUGUCUCAUUAUGCUAACUUCAACACUUUGUGUCAAAGUCUUCAUGACAGGCUUGCUGUCAGAACUGAUUUGAGAAAAGGGAGAGAUCACUUGAUGUUUGUGAUGCUACAGUUUGUCACUGGGGCAAUACAGAAGAACCCUUUGAGUCAGUUCUUAUGCCUCCUUAAACUAUAUGAUCUUCUAUAUCCUGAAAAAGAACCUCUACCAGUCCCAGAUAUUAAUGAUUGCUUGUGCACUCAUCAAAUGGCUGCUUGUUGCAUUUGGAUCCACUUUUUCAUAAAGGCUGAUGAUGAAAAAACAAGUCUACAUCGGCCCAUACCCCCUGCUUUGCGCGGUCAGCAUAGUUUCAUCCAGCAUUUGCUACCUUUGAAAUUGGUCCUGACUAAAGGUUGUGACUUCAGACUGGCUCUUUUGUGCAAUGCUUUUUCAAAUCACAAGGAACACUUCACUCGUCCGAUGGCUUCUCUAGUUGAUUCAAUCAAACAUCCCAAUAAUUCAAAUCCGUCUCAUCCAGCACCACCACCUGUCCCACUGUCAAUGAGUAUGCUAGAUGCUAUGACAACACAUUGUAAAAUGACAUUGAUACACCACAUUGUCAACCACAUUGUGAAGGCUGCCAAAACAAAUAUGCCUCUGCCUCCAGCUCUUGUUGAGACAUACAGUCGUUUGUUGGUUUACACUGAAAUAGAAUCAUUAGGUGUAAAAGGAUUUAUGAGUGAUGUCCUUCACACUGUAGUGAAAUCUCACUCUUGGGGUAUUCUGUAUACCUUACUGGAAAUGUCCAGCUAUAGAAUGCAUCACAUACAAGCACAUUAUCGUGUCCAGCUUCUAUCCCAUUUACAUAAUUUAGCUGGUGCACCACAAACCAAUCAAACUCAGCUCCAUUCAUGCAUGGAAAGUACAGCUCUCCGUUUGAUUACUGGCCUAGGGAGCAGAGAAGUACAGCCAGAGUUGUCUCGAUUCUCAAAUGAACCCAAGAAGCUUGUUUCUGCAGAAUCAGAAGAACUUAACCGAGCAUUAGUGUUGACUCUAGCUCGGUCCAUGCACAUCACUGGAACUGGCACUGACAUGAGUCAAAAUGUGUGGUUCAAAGACCUUCUUAACACCAUAAUGCAGAACACACCUCAUACAUGGGCAAAGCAUACUUUGGAAUACUUCCCACCUGUUCUAAAGGACUUUUUCGAACAAAACCGCAUGCAAACAGAAAGUCAGGUCUCAUUGAAGAAAGCAGUUGAUGAGGAGUAUCGAAAUUGGGCUUCAAUGAACAAUGAAAACGACAUUAUCACUCAUUUCUCUGAGCCUGGAACACCACCUCUUUUCCUUUGUCUUCUUUGGAAGGUCAUAUUAGAGACAGACAGAGUCAACCCUAUUGCUUACAAAAUAUUGGAAAGAAUCGGAGCCAGAUCUCUCUCCAAUCAUCUUCGCAAAUUUUGUGAAUAUUUUGUCAAUGAACUUAGUGCAAGCUCUACUAGUGGUAUGCAACAGAUUCACGUAAAUAAGUGUGUGGAUGCUGUGAACCGGAUGAUCUGGAAAUAUAACAUCAUUACCAUUGAUCGCCUGGUGCUGUGUUUGUCAAUGAGACCUCAUGAAGGCACAAUGUCCUAUUAUAUCAUCCAGAUUCUACUCUUGAAGGACAAAGAAUUUCGCACAAGAGUUCAAGAAUUUGUUCGAGAUAAUUCUCCUGAACAUUGGAAGCUAUCCAACUGGUAUGAAAAGCAUUUAGCGUUUCACAGAAAAUAUCCAGAAAAUUUUGCCUCAGAAGGAACAAACGAUCAGUCACAGUCUGGUGGGACUAUAAAUCAAUACUCUCUUCCUGUUUACUUUGGAAACGUGUGCUUAAGAUUUUUACCUGUUUUUGACUACCUGAUUCACCGCUAUCUUGAAAUGCCCUCUGUCAACAAGUCUCUUGAAUCGGUCUUGGAACACCUUGGGUGUUUGUACAAAUUUCAUGAUCGUCCUGUAACAUACUUGUAUAAUACCCUUCACUACUAUGAAAUGAAAGUUCGAGAUAGGCCAAGUCUAAAACGCCGCUUGGUCCUAGCAGUCCUUGGGUCUUCACUGGAAAGCAAACCCCUUGGCUUUGGCUUAAGUGAGAAAGCUCAGCUGUACAUGCAAGAAUCAGCAGAAAAUUUUAAUCCAGAGCUGAAUUAUUACAUGUGGCUCAUUCAACGAAUAUGUGAUACAAUGUCGGGAAAGACUCAGCUUCAUACAGACUGGCGGUUUAAUGAAUUCCCCAACUCAGCAUCACAUGUUUUAUAUAUUACAUGUGUAGAGCUAAUGGCUCUUCCAAUGUCUCCCUCAGUUGUAGGAAACAGCUUGCUUGAUGUUGUUACUAAGGGGUAUACUGUGAUUCCACCCCAGCAAAUAAUGAACUGGAUAAAUGCCAUAGGACUAGUGAUGGCAGCACUGCCAAAUGCUUACUGGCAGGCUCUUAAUGAACGAUUGGUUUCAAUUAUGAAUUGCCAACAAAUGAUGCACUGGCCCUAUCGCAAUUCACCAUUUCAAAUGUUUAAUUUUCAAGACACACAUGAUUCCAUGCUUGAAAACAAGUUUUCCUAUGUACUUGCAUUAGCCCAUUCCGUUUGGCAUCAUGCUGGGUGCGGACAAAUAGCUCUAUUACCACAGUUAGUGAGAGAGAAUCUUUAUCCCAUCAUUCGCACAGAAGAGCAGCUUCUCUUCUUAUGUCACCUGAUUGGGCCUUUCUUCCAACGAUUUAACAAUGACUACAGUGUCCAUCUCAUAACAGAAUUAACUACUGUUUUAUAUGAAUCAAUAGAACAAGUUGAUAGAAGUGUUUCCGAAUUUCAUCACAUGGACAUAAUAUGUGACCUGCUUUACCACAUAAAAUAUAUGCAUGUGGGGGAUGCAAUCAAAUCUGAACUAUUAACUAUUGUCAAAAGAUUGCGUCCGCAACUACAGAUGAGACUUCGAUUUUUAGUCCGUCUUUCUCUAGACGAAAUAAAGGGGUAUUAACUUUCUUUUGCAUUUGUACAUUAGUAGUAGAGUAAUUUGAAUAUAAUGUAAAUAAUGAAAUUUAUGGUAUACCUUUUUAAAUUUUAUUUUGUUUUUAUUUCUUUUUAAAGUGCUGGCUAAAUAAUUUUUUAAUGUAAAAUGUUGCCUGUUAAGCAUUGUCCCCUUAUUGGUCUCUGUGUUUCUGAACGAUGAUGUCAGUUCAUUUCUUAUCAUCAGGUAGAUGGUUAUUUAUAUAUUUAUCAACUCUUUUAUUUGUGUGGAAGACCUGUGAUGUAAAUACUGUCUGCUAUUAUGUGUCUUCUAUGCAAUACAAUUUUUAGUGAUUAAAUAAAUGUGAACUGAAUGA
Messenger RNA from Thrips palmi, 4499 nucleotides. RefSeq names its product mediator of RNA polymerase II transcription subunit 23 (gene MED23). Gene Ontology annotation, biological process: positive regulation of gene expression; regulation of transcription by RNA polymerase II. Gene Ontology annotation, cellular component: mediator complex; transcription regulator complex. The coding region runs from base 152 to 4153 and encodes 1333 amino acids. The transcript has 17 exons. The record is from RefSeq and is a predicted model, not a curated record. Lineage: Eukaryota; Metazoa; Arthropoda; Insecta; Thysanoptera; Thripidae.